ACGAUGGCACUCUGCAAUUGAUUACUGGCACCUUUCUGGCUCCCCUGAAAACAUGGCGGCGCCCACUGUCGAAACGCAAGUCGUUCCAGCUAAAAAACGAACCAUACGAGGACCACGGCGGGUGGCCAAUCAAAUUCCUGAUGAAAUCCUGCAAGACCCAGAGUUACAGGAGGCUAUCCGCGCUCUGCCUGCAAAUUACAACUUUGAGAUCCACAAGACAGUCUGGCGGGUGAGACAGGCCAUGUCUAAGAGAGUGGCCCUGCAGCUACCGGAGGGCCUGCAGAUGUUUGCCUGUGUCAUCGCUGACAUCAUCGAGAGGUUCACAGAGGCAGACACCAUUGUGAUGGGUGAUGUGACGUACGGAGCCUGCUGCGUGGACGACUUCACGGCCCGCGCCUUGGGGGCCGACUUCAUGGUGCACUACGGCCACAGCUGCCUCAUCCCUAUAGACUCCACAGCAGGCAUUAAGAUGCUGUAUGUGUUUGUGGAUAUCCAGAUGGACAACGCACACUUUCUGGACACGGUCAAGUUCAACUUCCCCCCUGGACACUCUCUGGCACUCGUCAGCACUAUCCAGUUUGUGGCUGCACUGCAGGCGGUGAGUGCAGCUCUGAGGCCAGAGUAUGAGGUGGUGGUUCCCCAGUGUCGUCCCCUGUCCCCUGGAGAGAUCCUAGGGUGCACCUCCCCCCGCCUCGACCGAAACGUCAACUCCAUCAUCUACCUGGGAGAUGGCAGGUUCCAUCUAGAGUCGAUCAUGAUUGCAAACCCAGAGAUACCUGCCUACAGGUACGACCCGUACAGUAAGAUAUUUUCCAGGGAGUACUAUGACCAUGAAGCCAUGCGGUCCAUCCGGCUCCAGGCCAUCGACAAAGCUCGCUCUGCCCAGAGAUGGGGCCUGAUCCUGGGCACGCUGGGCCGGCAGGGCAACCCUAAGGUCAUGGAGCACCUGGAAUCCAAGCUUGAGUCUCUUGGCAAGUCCUUCACUCGAGUGCUGCUGUCUGAGAUUUUCCCCAGCAAGCUGGACCUGAUGGCAGAAGUGGAUGCGUGGGUCCAGAUCGCUUGCCCGCGUCUCUCCAUUGAUUGGGGCAAAGCCUUCUCCAAACCCCUGCUGUCUCCCUAUGAGGCAGCUGUGGCUCUGCAGCAGGUGGGCUGGCAGGAGGUGUACCCCAUGGAUUUCUACUCCAAUCAGAGCCUGGGGCCAUGGGCGCCCAACCACCCCGACAACCAACCAGCUCGGCCCGCCCGCAAACAGACACAGAAGACUGGCUCACAGCCAGCCCCUCUCUCCGCUCCCUCACAGCAGUCUAAACAGUGUGGACAGAACCAGUGCGCUCCUUGUGGCUGUCAGGGAGAAUGACACGUACACCACCAUCUUAUCAUGGUGAUCGGUUGGAGCCAGGCCAGCCUAGAGGGGAGUGAGUCUAUCUACCACCCACAGGAGGGUUUCACUCUGAGCCCUGCUCAACACCUCACCUCCUCCAGGAGACAGAGAACCAGAGACACUUCACCUCAGAUACCCCUCCGUUGUUGUCCUGACGGAAUGGACUAUACUGCAUCUAAGGGUUGUUACCUUUUAAAGUGUGUAUGUGUUGAGCACAGAGAAACUGAGGCAAUGUAUGUCUGUGUAUGAAGAGGGUGAAUAAGUGCAGGAAUGUGUGUGAGUGGGUGUGCAUUCAUGUAUAUUUGUCUGUGAAAGAGAGAGGGAGGAGAAUGAUAUAGUAAGUUGGUGUGUGGGGGUAAUAAAGAGAGAGGAAUACAGAAGGAUGGCCCUGAGUUGAUUGUGUUAGAUGCCAGGGGAUGUGGGUGGCUUUGGUUAAAUACAAGCCACUUAUCCCUGAAACAGAAGGAAGCUGCCAACCACUUUACACUGUUAACCCACAGACUAAUUUAAAGAAGAGAAUGCAUUUGGUCAAAAGAUGAGACAUGGCGUUUUUCUCCAUUUCAAGCUUCUUUUCUUUCUAUUAUAUUAUACAGUAACAGUCAAAAGUUUGGACACACCUACUCAUUCAAGGGUUUUUC
Molecule: messenger RNA, 2019 nt
Organism: Salvelinus namaycush (lake trout)
Lineage: Eukaryota; Metazoa; Chordata; Actinopteri; Salmoniformes; Salmonidae
Gene: dph1
Product: diphthamide biosynthesis 1
Exons: 12
Coding region: 53-1357 (434 amino acids)
Biological process (GO): protein histidyl modification to diphthamide
Molecular function (GO): 2-(3-amino-3-carboxypropyl)histidine synthase activity
Source: RefSeq, a predicted model, not a curated record